GUAUCUAAUAAAAUAAUGAUGUAGGAAAAAUAUUCUCCCCUUUUACCAUGCAACUAUCAUCGAACCAAAUUUCUAUAUCGUCUAUGUAUUUUGCAGUAAUCGGACUGCGACACUUCGGAAUGGACACCCUGUCGUAUGUAUAACUGUCCAAAAAAAUAGCAACAGUUCAGUGAAUUUCGUCGUUUUUUAUUUUAAGGUCUUAAUACUUAACUACUAUUCACAUAUGAACUAGGUCAAACCUGUUGUUAACUCCCGGACUACAAAGUCUGUCUAUAGCAAUGAAAAUAGCUUAUCUAAAUAACGUCGGACCUGCCAGCUACCAGAGCCACCGCGGCACGACUUCUUUUCUCUUGGCUUGCAUAUUCUGUACUAAUUGGGAACGAGGUGCGGAGCUGACCAAUUGGUUCGUGAAGCAGCAGAACGAGUACGACGUGCCGCAAACAUUGUUUGAGUUCGUCGCGAGCAGCUACGAGUUGGCGGAAGCGGAAGAACGUAAAAAGAUCGCGAAGACCUUGAUCUGCGAGGAGUGCGGGAAGAGCUUCUCGCGGCUCGACAGCCUUCGCAGACACGAGAAGAACUAUUGCAGAGUGAAGGGGGACAGAAUUUAUUGCCGAUUCUGCGGGAAGAAGUUCGUCAAAAUGCUCUCGUUGAUCUCGCACGUGAAAUCGAUGCACUCGAACCUGUUUCACAAAUCGCAGACUCCAUUGGAAAUGGAACGUUUUUAAUUAAUUUUACGGUAAUUGUAACAAAAUCGUACGGAUGCCGUCAUAAUUUUGAUCCGAAAGAAUAUGUAUUUGUUCCCCAUGCUACAGGCGUAUACAAAUAAGACGUUAGCGCUAAUGUUAUUACUAUGAUAUGCAUAAGUUACUAUGAAUAUAUACCCCGAAUAAUAUUAAUCUUACCAUUGAUGUAAUGUUCUUUUGAACUGUUCAGAAACGAAUAAAAUCUUGUUGGAAUGAUA
Ceratina calcarata is the source of this 961-nucleotide messenger RNA. Its product is annotated as myoneurin. The record is from RefSeq and is a predicted model, not a curated record. NCBI's taxonomy places the organism in Eukaryota, Metazoa, Arthropoda, Insecta, Hymenoptera, Apidae. The coding region runs from base 279 to 725 and encodes 148 amino acids. The transcript has 2 exons.